AUGGUUGACGAUAAGAAUAAGGACAAAAGUUACUCAAAAAAAGAUGAGAAAAAUAAUAAGAUAGAUGAAGAUAAAGAAUUUGAUGAAAAAGUGAAAAAUAUGAGUUAUGAUGAUAAAGUAAGAAAAGUAUUAGAUUUAAAAUUAGAAGGAAAUAAUGAUUAUAAAAAUAAGAAUUAUGAAAUAGCUAUAAAUAAAUAUAAUGAAGGAAUGAAAUAUAUGAAGAAAAUAGAAAAUAAAAAUGAGAAAAUUAAAGAGUUAGAAAUUGCUUUAUAUUUAAAUUUAAGUAUUUGUUAUUCAAAUGUAGAAAAAUAUAAUGAAGCUUAUGAUAAUAUAACGAAAGUUUUGAAUCUAGAUAAAACAAAUGCAAAAGGUAUGUUUAGAUUAUGUCAGAUUGAAUUUAAUCGUUGUAAUUUUGAUGUUGCUAAAGAUAAAAUUCAAGAAUUUAUUAAAAUAUAUCCAGAGAAUUUAGAAGCCAAGAAAUUAUUAAAAAAUAUUAUUUUAAAACAAAAUGAACAUAAUAAAAAACAAAAAGAAGCCUUUUCUAAAAUUUUUGAAAAAGCCUCAGGACUUUAUGAUGAUAGAGAAAAAGAAAUAAUGAGAAAAAAGAAAGAAAAAUAUGAAAAAGAAAUGAAAGAAAGAAAAGAAAAAAAUGAAGAUAUUAUAAAAUUUGAAGAAUGGGAAAUUUUAGAUAAUGAAAAAAGAAUUAAAGAAGAUGAAGAAAAAAGAAAAGAAAAAGAAAAAGAAAGAGAAAAACAAAAUGAAAAAGAAAAACAAAAACAAAAAGAAAUGGAAAAAAAAAAUAAAAAUAAAAAUGAUUCAUUAAUGUCUAGUUCAACAACUAAUAAUAAUUCAUCUUAUUUAGAUAUAGAUGAAGAAGAUCAAAAAAUUAUUAAUGAAACUAAAAAAAUGGGAUAUUGUUAUUUCAAAAAAGAUAUUAAAGAAGAUGAUAAAAAAUUCUUUGAAAAAAAUAUUCCAACAAAAAUUGAUACAACGAAUUAUCAAAAUUCAAAUACAUUAUAUAAUAAUCAAAAUAAUAAAGCCAUAUCAUCUUGGAAUGCAGCUGGAACUACAUAUGAAGAAAAAGAUAUGACUAAAUGGGCAAAAAAUAAAAUAGAAGAAUGUUUAAAAAAUAUACAUUUUAAAAAUGAUGAAGAUUCAGAUUCUUUAAAUCUAAAUAAUCAAAAUGGAAAUAAUUUUUCAUUACAAAAUUAUCCAGAUAUUUUACCAAUUCAAUAUUUAUCUAAAAUACAAUUAAAUGAUCUUAAAAAUUUAUCUGUUGAUGCACAAAUAGUUGUUAUAAGAGGUACAAAAAGACAUAUUUUUGAAUUGUCAUGUAAUUUAGAUAUUACCAUUUUCAUUAAUAUAACAGAAUUUCAUGUACAUAAAGUUCUUGUAGAAAUAAAAGAACUUUCUAGUGAACUAGAAGCUGGAAAAACAUGGAAAAACUUUAUUACCAUUAAAAAGAAUGAUAAGUUAAAAAUUCCGGAUAACCUUUUUAAUGAUAUAUAUGAUUUCGUCUUAGAAAAAGUCCAAGACCAAAUUAAAAAUUUUACGCAAGAAUAUAAUAAAAUGUAA
Messenger RNA from Plasmodium adleri (nom. inval.), 1575 nucleotides. Its product is annotated as chaperone binding protein, putative. Lineage: Eukaryota; Apicomplexa; Aconoidasida; Haemosporida; Plasmodiidae. The record is from RefSeq and is a predicted model, not a curated record. Gene Ontology annotation, molecular function: protein-folding chaperone binding; ATPase activator activity. The coding region runs from base 1 to 1575 and encodes 524 amino acids. The transcript has a single exon.